Durotheca rogersii is the source of this 729-nucleotide messenger RNA. RefSeq lists its product as uncharacterized. The transcript has 4 exons. Bases 1 to 729 code for a protein of 242 amino acids. The record is from RefSeq and is a predicted model, not a curated record. NCBI's taxonomy places the organism in Eukaryota, Fungi, Ascomycota, Sordariomycetes, Xylariales, Xylariaceae.
AUGGGCCAGGCGCCGUCGCAGGUCGACCUCGAGACGCGGGUCGAGGACCCGCCGGGCGGGGCGCGGCCGCGCGGGCUCGCGCUGGUCGCGCACGGCCGGCUCGGCGGCACCAUGGACCAGCCCCCCGUGCGCCGCCUCGCCGAGUACCUGCGCGACGCGCGCCGCCUGCGCGUCGUCACCUGGAACGCGCGCGGCGUCGGCGCCAGCGCCGGCGGCAACGAGUGGUCCAGCCCCGCCGUCUGGACCGGCGGCCCCUCCGUCGACGACUACAACAGGCUGCUCCGCGAGUCGAUGGCAAAGUUCCUGCAGGACUUCCCCGACGCCAGCGGGGCCGACCUAUUUAUCUGCGGGGCCCGCGCGGCGCCCGGGGGUUUGCAGGGGUACUCGGCGGGCGCGGUGUUCGCGGGGAGCGCGCGGCCGGCGGCGGAGCUGGGGGCGCGGUUCGCGUGGCCGCGGUACGUGCUGGUGUCGUUCCCGGUGGACCUGCUGCCGGCGAUGGCGCUGGGGCUGACGGGGCGGUACCUCCGGGCGGUCGAGGCGCUCGCGCAGGGCCACGGCUGGGAGGGGCUGCCGCCCGAGUUCGCCGGCUCCGAGCCCGGCGUCGCCGGCGUGCUCACCAACCGCCGCCGCGUCCUCCGCCAGGUCGUCGUCCCCGCCACCGACCACCCCUGGAACGGCACCGCCCACCGCAUCGUCGAGGAGGUCGACAGCUGGCUCGCCGGCACCUAG